AUGAAUCAUCUUAAGACGCUGUCACUCAGUGGUAUCUAUCAUAAUGACUUCUACUCAACAUUAUCGUCGAUGGAAUCAACUACAAAGGUAAUAUCUAUUAGGAUUUUUUUACAUAAUCUCAGUGAACGUCCCUCUGCAUCACGUGGUUUUGCUCAGUUCGUCUGUAAGAUGAAUCAUCUGAAGAACCUGACACUCGAUGGUAGAUAUCAUGAUGACUUCUACUCUACAUUAUCGUCGAUGGCAUCAACUACAAAGAUUGAGACUCUUCAUAACCGGCGUGAGAAUCUCAGUGAACGCCCCUCUGCAUCACGUGAUUUCGCUCAGUUCAUCUGUAAGAUGAAUCAUCUGAAGAACCUCACACUCAGUGGUAGCUAUCAUAAUGACUUCUACUCAACAUUAUCGUCGAUGGCAUCAACUACAAAGAUUGAGACUCUUCAUGACCGGCGUGAGAAUCUCAGUGAACGCCCCUCUGCAUCACGUGAUUUCGCUCAGUUCAUCUGUAAGAUGAAUCAUCUUAAGAACCUGACACUCAGUGGUAGCUAUCAUGAUGACUUCUACUCAACAUCACUGUCGAUGGCAUCAACUACACAGAUUGAGACUCUUUGGCAUGAUGAGGAUCUCAGUAAACGCCCCUCUGCAUCACGUGAUUUCGCUCAGUUCAUCUGUAAGAUGAAUCAUCUUAAGAACCUGACACUCGAUGGUAGCUAUCAUGAUGACUUCUACUCAGCAUCAUCGUCGAUGGCAUCAACUACAAAGAUUGAGACUCUUCAUGACGGGUGUAAGAAUCUCAAUGAACGCCCCUCUGCAUCACGUGAUUUCGGUCGGUUCAUCUGUGAGAUUGAUUAUCUUAAGAACCUGACAAUCAGUGGUAGCUAUCAUGAUGACUUCUACUCAGCAUCAUCGUCGAUGGCAUCAACUACAAAGAUUGGGACUCUUCAUGACCGGCGUGAGAAUCUCAGUGAACGCCCCUCUGCAUCACGUGAUUUCGCUCAGUUCAUCUGUAAGAUGAAUCAUCUUAAGAACCUGACACUCAGUGGUAGCUAUCAUGAUGACUUCUACUCAACAUCACUGUCGAUGGCAUCAACUACACAGAUUGAGACUCUUUGGCACGAUGAGGAUCUCAGUGAACGCCCCUCUGCAUCACGUGAUUUCGCUCAGUUCAUCUGUAAGAUGAAUCAUCUUAAGAACCUGACACUCAGUGGUAGCUAUCAUGAUGACUUCUACUCAACAUCAUCGUCGAUGGCAUCAACUACAAAGAUUGAGACUCUUUGGCACGAUGAGGAUCUCAGUGAACGCCCCUCUGCAUCACGUGAUUUCGCUCAGUUCAUCUGUAAGAUGAAUCAUCUGAAGGAACUGAAACUCGAUGGUAGCUAUCAUGAUGACUUCUACUCAACAUCAUCGUCGAUGGCAUCAACUACAAAGGUCAUAUCCAUUAGGAUGUUUUUACAUGUAAAACAGUAAUACAAGCAAACCAUAUAAGUUCAGAUUUUUUAAUACCCCUCAUGAUAUUGACGUCAAGUUAUCUAAUCAGGCUAUGAUGCUUCAUAUAUAAAGAGAAAUUGUCGAUUAAUAGUCAGUGACCCAUGAACCAAGCAUUUAUUUAAAUCUUUCGGUCAUUAUGC
Lytechinus variegatus (green sea urchin) is the source of this 1622-nucleotide messenger RNA. RefSeq lists its product as uncharacterized. The transcript has 9 exons. Lineage: Eukaryota; Metazoa; Echinodermata; Echinoidea; Temnopleuroida; Toxopneustidae. The record is from RefSeq and is a predicted model, not a curated record. The coding region runs from base 1 to 1461 and encodes 486 amino acids.